GUAUCCCAUCCCAAUAAUAAUGAGAAGAAGUACCUGUUCAAAGCCUAAAAUUCUUAAUAAUAUCAAGCCUCUUGCUAAAUAUAAUAACACUACUUCAAAUCGAAGUUCUAAAGGUCAAAGCUCUGAUAGUCAAACUGUACAAGGACCAAAUCCUAAACGCUGUAAAAUGAAAGUGUCGAAUGUUGAGGAAUUGGGUAAACUUAGUUUAGUUUUUUAUGAAUAUAAUAUAUGUAAUACAAAAGAAGAUAACGAAGAUGAUGAUUCCCUUUUUAAAAAUCCUGAUCCAAAUAUGUACCAAGAAAUAAAUGAAUCUGACGAUAUUACGCAAAAUUCUACUCAAAGAUAUCAAAAAUUCGCAACACCGAUUUUAUCAACUUCACAAAAUGCAAACAAUUCCCAAUUGAAUAUUUCAACAAAUCAAGCAAUAUCGGAAAUGUUGGCGACUUUAAUCAAUGAAACAAAGAUUAUGUUUUUGAGAGCCCAUGAUCCUCCAUUUUCUGCAUAUAUCACAUUGGCAAAAAUGGUGGCCCCUGGAUUUGUUGAAACUAGUAAAACAAUUUCCUUUCUUAGAUCAAAAAUAUGCAAGUUUUAUUUCAAUUCUUAUAAAUAUAUAACCAUAAGUCGUUUAAUAGAUUGUUGGUUUAUUAGGAUUACUAUGGAUAGUAUACCAAGUAUUGAUGACUUGGGAUCAUAUGUAGAUGAUACAGUUAUUUUUCAAUGUCUUAAGAAUCCAAUGGCACAAGUUAAUGAAGAAUGGUAG
Messenger RNA from Funneliformis caledonium, 760 nucleotides. The record is from the annotation of a GenBank genome assembly. NCBI's taxonomy places the organism in Eukaryota, Fungi, Glomeromycota, Glomeromycetes, Glomerales, Glomeraceae.